AUGUCUCCGCAUUCACGAGGUACGAGCUCUCUACGGUCGCAGCGACCUCCAAUCGCCUGUAUCUAUCGCGUUGGAAAGUAUGUCCGCCUGCGAGCUUUGCGAGGAUUGGUCAUACAACGACCUGGUGAGACUUGGCCCAUGUUCUCUGCCCCGAUCAUCGGUGAACAGUUGGGUGUUCUAAUCAUCUUAUUCGUCACUACGCUUCCACCACGUUGGCCUUUACGGCGUACUCAGAAAUCCAAGCUGCAGCUCGCCGCGGUCUUCUCGCUCUGGCGGAGCCCAACAGCAAGUGAGGCUACAGGCGGCUCAAUCGAGUCGUCCACUCAACAAGACCACCACUGCGCACAACGGCGUGCUCGGCAAGCCGAACACAACUUCUAUCUCCAUCUCGGUACGGAGCUGCGGCUAGAUAUAUUAUCGAACGCAAGGAUGCCGUUCUUGUUCCCUAAAAGGGCUCUUGUUCUUCACAACCGACAGCGCCGCCGCCGUUACCGCACUCCCUCCCCGAAGGGUAGCGGCGUCAUCCGAACCUCUCGCAACAGUGCGAUUCUGGUAGCGAGCCACUCGGGCGGAUUGUUCUCCGGCAACGCUAAUAGGGAACGUAUCUCAAAACCUAGAUUCGGCAACUUCACCUUCAUCGAGCAAGAACCCAACAGGACACGAGGAGUGCUGUCUGUCAAGAAAAAGUGUGUCUCUGUAGCUUUUGGGUACAUCCUGCCGUGGUCCACUGUGCAGAACAAGCAUCUCAAUCCCAGCAGCGGACGGUUUGAAACAGGUCGCAAACCCCACCGUUCAUCGACAUGCGGUGGAAGGAACUUCAAAUGUCUCUGUGGCCAAAGGCAAUACGAGACUGUACAAUCCCGUGCCCUCAUUGCGGUGACAUUGGCCAGGAUGAGUAUUGCUCUUCUAUCUGACGUGCCUGUCUCCGGAGUCUAUGCAAUGGAGCUGCCGUACGACUGGAACGCCGGCCCAAUGGCUCAUUCGCAGUACACGCAUACCAAUGCCAGUGCGCCAGGCAGCUGCUGGAGUGAUCGAAGAUCCUGGCUCACUUCCUGGGCUACUCACAAGCCCCGUGUCCUAACUUCUACUAGAAUGUCUACCAUCCCCAUGAUGUCUCCUGGAGAGCUUGAGUCAGUGCCAAUCGUUGUCAUCGUGCCUGCCCUGCAAACCCUGCUUAUAGUGAUUAUCUUCUCAUCCUUCCUUGUCCCUACUACAAUCGCUCUCUUCGUUUCGUCUACACCUGCACACAGAAGGCUGCCAACUUUUAUUCUGAAUCUCUGCGCCAUAAUCCUUGGUUUGGCUCAGGGAGCUAUCUUGAGCUAUCUCUCCAUCACCGAGUUGACAAACAAAACGACCAACCAGCGGCUGAUCUCCGCGAGUAUUGGGCUUUACGUAGUCUUGCCCAUAUGCGUCCAAACUAUCCUUCUCUUUCGGAUCAUUGCCGUAUAUCCACCGCGAUCUCUACCAAUAGCAACUUGCAUUGGCUUGUACGGACCGGCAAUUGCGAUGAAGGCUGCGAGGGUUGCCAAUGCUUGCUAUUUGAUAUACUCGACUCAGAGAGGCAAAGAAGGAGUACCCAAAACGGUUGCCAGUCAAUCUGCAGCGAUAUGGACCUCCCCGUAUGCCAAGUCGGAGUGGUUUCUCCAGCUUGCUGACGACGUAUUCGUGUCGACCCUCUUUCUCAUGCGCAUACAACAGGGCAUCAAAUUCUCUGGAAAGCAUACUUCUAAAAAACGAUAUGACGGGCACUCAGCGACAGUAUCUUAUGCGGCACGCCUCCAAACGCUAUUCUGGAUUGCACUCUCCAACUUCGUCUUUCCAGUCAUCUUUGACAUCGCACAAUUGGUCAUGAUUUUGCGAGACUCAAACUACAUCGAUGGGUCGCGUGUCGUAAGCGUCAACACAUAUGUCUCCAUUCUGGGAGUGCUUUUCUCGACCAUCUGGGCCACGGGAUCUCUCCACACGUCCGAGAGCUCAGUCGGACAGACAAGCCUUGCGACAAACAUCUACUCUACUCGCAUGCCUAGCAUAGGCCGCGCUCCACUGGUUGCCUCGCGGAAUCUUCCCUAUGCCAUGGCCUCUUCCGCAACGCUUUCAAGGAUGUCCGAGUCGAACACUGUUGAAAAAGGAAGCCAUGAAGAGGAUGCGUAG
Molecule: messenger RNA, 2151 nt
Organism: Dichomitus squalens LYAD-421 SS1
Lineage: Eukaryota; Fungi; Basidiomycota; Agaricomycetes; Polyporales; Polyporaceae
Exons: 13
Coding region: 1-2151 (716 amino acids)
Source: RefSeq, a predicted model, not a curated record